AUUUUUACUUUUAUAAAAGUGAGCAGUAGAACAUUCAUAAGCACGUAGGCUAACACUGAAAGGCUAAGUAAUAUUAAAUCCAAUAUUAAAUAGAUGUAAUGCCAAAAAAACAACAUCAAAAUCAACAAAAAAAGAACCCAAAAAACCCACAGCCUUAAACAUAACUUGUAUGUCUCCAGGAAAAUUUCAGGCUGUUAUAAAGUUGUCAUUAAAGCGAGAAAACAUCUUACUCUGACUUCCGAAAACACAAUGGUCUCUCUUCCCCAAUGGCCAGCAUUUCUGUUUUUCCAUUCACUCCCUACAAAUUCUUUAAAAUCCCUGAAAUUAGGGAGCGGCUUCUUUAUUUGUCUGCAUUCUCAGCAAGCUUAAAUUGAAACCGCUUAUUAAAUGAACAAUCAGGCCUUUAUAUACUUCUUAAUAUAACUAUUAAGAAGUUGAACAAGUUUUCUUAUUUCUAUCCAUUCCUGAAAAACUGAAAAUGAAGUUUUUAAAAACUGUGUUCCAUUAACAACACUCACAGCCUGAUAUUCUAACACAGACAUCCUUCUUUCAUAUUAUUCUUACGUACAUAUUAUUCAAGAAUAUAGUUUGUAUUAGUGAAGAAUUGUUACAUAGAGUAUUACUCAGUAGUGGAUGGCACAGUUUGGAAUGUUGAAGUGGCAGUCUUUGCACAUGUGCAAAUCACAGUGACAGAAAUAACAGUGGCACCAGACCUGCUGAGACCCAGAGGCUCAUGUCCAAGCACGAGCUGGCCCUCCUUCACUGAAUGUUCGUUCACGUGUAUGUUUAACUUCAGCAGCUCAGGCACACAAGUGAGUUCUGGCAGCUGCUGUGAGCAGUAACCCAUAGCAGAGAAGUGGGGUCAGCACUGGAAGCACUUAUGCCAAGGCUAGCAGGGGCCUCUAUUUUAACUCUCACAAGUAGGAGUACAUUAUUUUUUCAUAUGAGAAAGGACUCUUAUUAGCAACCAAAUUUUGCUUGUUCUGUCCUCCACAAACACCUGCCCUCUUGCCAGAAUUACAAAUACAUUCUGAUGUAAUAGUUUAGCCUCAAUGUUUAGACUGGAUAUAUGGAAAAAAGCUUUUUACAAUAUGGGUGGUGAAGCUCUGGAACAGAUUAUCCAAAGAGAUGGUGGAAGCCCUGUCUUGGAGACAAGCAAGGUCAGCCUGGACUAGGCUCUGAGCAAUCUGAUAGAGUUGUAGGUGUCCCUGUUCAUUGCAAGGGAGUUGGAAUAGGUGCUCUUUAAGAGUCCCCUCCAAUACAAAUGAUUCUAUGAUUCUGUAUAGAUGUAUCAGAUAGGUCUCUCAAAUGUCCUCUCUUUUCAGCUUUUCCCUUCUUGCCUUUUAUGGCCAACUUUUUCUUAUAAUUUCUUUUGUCUAAAGUCAUUUCUUUCCUUCUAUGCAUCUAAAUAGCAUAACUUUCUCCAACUAUUUUACAGUUUCUCUUUUGCCCUGGAAUUUUUCCAUCCACUUCAUGAGACUGUGUAUCAUUUGACAUAAUUUGCUUGAAUCUCAGGAAUAGGAGAGAAACUUGGCAGCCCAGCAUAAGAGCUGCUGUUUCUUAGUUCUAUUAUCUCAAUUUGCUGAUACUUUACAAAACUCUACUUCACAUUUCACUGUUUGCACUACAUGCAGCCAGAAAAGAGAUGGCGGAUUUCAGUGUUUGAAGGUUCAAAACCCCAUCAGUGGAGUUUAGGAAAUAGAAAAAACAUCACAACAGAAGUCAAAAGGAGGUCUGAAAAAGAGAUGUAAGAUGUAAUGGAGGGGGGUACCCUCCUUUAAUUCUGAAUCCUGUCUUACUGACUGCUGAACAAUUUUUUGUUUCUGCAUACUGCUUACAGAUAUAUACAUCAUUAACAGCACACUGUGGAGAACAUAACAAAAAAAAAUCCUAUUUAUUUAUUUAUUUUGAAUUGCAAAAACAGUGCACGUACAUUAUUUCAAAACACACAGAUCCUGUGUGUUUUGAAAUAACACAAGGCAGGGCAGUUCUCACAGCCCUGUCUCUUGAUGAAAGGAUGAGAAUAUGCCAUCUAAUAAAUUUGCUGAAAACAUGCUGCACUGUACAUUAUCAAAAUAAAGAUGUUUAAAAAAAAAUAAUCACACUCUUUUCAUUGUCUGUGUGAAAUUAAGAAGAGGAUGACAAGAGGUGUUUACACAGGCACUUAGCCAGGAAGCUGUGUUUUCCACAGAUACAGUCAUUCAGGGACCACAUCUCUGAUUUUAUGAGCUCCCUCUCUCUGUUCUCACACCCCUGCAAUCAUGACAAGAAAUCUAUCUAUAGGUGAGAAAAUACAUAGCUCUGCACAGCAUAUUGAAAUGCUACCUCUUUCCUUUAGGUAAGUGCUACCACACUGAGGCCAUUUGUAGGAAUUUUACACAGCAAGACAAACAAAUGGAAACCUCUUAAGGAAACACAUGAACUGCAAGAUAGUUUCACAGUGAAUCCUCACAAAAAAUCUGUGCAAGGAGACUGUAAAAGAAUUCUCCAUAAAUCUUCUGUGAAAUGCAGCAUUGCUGAUUAGCAAUGGAAAAUGCCGUUAGAUAGAAAGUCUUGUCACUUUAUUUGUAUGUGCUCUUCAGCAUCUUAAGUUGCAGCUUAGGAUCCCUCAGGAUCAUGUGAGGCUAGGUUAUAUAUUAGGGAGCUGUGCUAUAGUGCUGUGUGUAAGCCUAGCAGCUGGGUACUGUUAUGGUUGCUGCUUUCCUGUGCUAAGCUGAUUUACUUGUUUAAGGUCUGACCUCAUCAUCCUGUCAGUAUGGAUUCCCACCUAUACAGUUAGCAGCAGCUUAGCAUCGGCUCUAAGAGCUUGCAGUAUAUUAAUCAGGAGAGAGAGCGAGCUACCGGUAUUUGUUCUUUUGUUGUCUUUUCUUAAGAAGAGGAGUUGAAACACAAGAGAUAACAAAGAAUCCAUUUCCUUUCUAGAAGAAUAGGCUUUUGUCGCUUUUUUUUUCCUUUUUUUUUUUUUUUUUUCCCUUUUUUUCCUGAAACAAUGUCAGUAUCUGGAAAGAAAGAGUUUGAUGUGAAGCAGAUCCUGAGGCUCCGCUGGAGGUGGUUCAGCCACCCCUCGCAGAGCUCCGCAGGCACCGGGGGCUGCCAUCAGCAGGAAGGAUAUGAGCACAGAGGGACACCGGUGCAGAACAGGUUGAAGAGCCACUCUCGGGACAGAAAUGGGCUGAAGAAAAACAGCAGUCCUGUCCACCACAAUAUACUGGCGCCUGUGCCCGGUCCAACUCCAGCGCACCACCGAUCGAUUCAAACCUGGCACCAACAAAACCUCAUAGAACAGCUUCGAUCAAAUGAAGAUAUUCCCAAAGCAAACACAGAGGAAAACUGCGUCAAGGAAGAUUCAAGUAAAACCCCACAGGAGUUGCAGAUGAUCACAGAGGAAAAUUCAGAUGAAUCUGCAGAGAGGCUGUCUACAACCAGCAGCUCACUGCUUGGCAUGAACACCAAUGGCUCUGAGGAGUACUUCCACUCUACAAACCACGCAGAGCAAACAUUCCGCAAAAUGGAAAAUUAUCUGCAGCAGAAACAGCUGUGCGAUGUUCUUCUCAUAGUAGGAGACCAGAAGAUUCCAGCUCACAGGUUGGUUCUCAGUGCAGUGUCUGAUUAUUUUGCUGCAAUGUUCACUAACGAUGUACGUGAAGCAAAACAAGAGGAGAUCAAGAUGGAGGGAGUGGACCCGGAUGCGCUGAAGGCUCUGGUGCGUUAUGCCUACACAGGUAUUCUAGAGUUAAAGGAAGACACUAUAGAAAGUUUGCUAGCUGCAGCUUGUCUUCUCCAGCUAUCCCAGGUCAUUGAUGUAUGCUGCAACUUUCUCAUGAAGCAGCUCCAUCCUUCCAACUGCCUGGGGAUCCGCUCCUUUGGGGAUGCUCAGGGCUGCACAGAGCUCCUGAAGGUGGCACACACAUACACUAUGGAACAUUUCACAGAAGUUAUUAAAAACCAGGAAUUUCUUUUACUCCCUGCUAAUGAGAUCGCAAAACUCCUGUCUAGCGAUGACAUCAAUGUUCCAGAUGAGGAGGUUAUAUUCCAGGCAUUAAUGAUGUGGGUGAGACAUGAUUUGCAAAACCGGCAACAAGAUCUGGGGAUGCUUCUAUCUUAUAUCAGACUGCCUCUACUUCCCCCUCAGUUGCUAGCCGAUCUAGAAAAUAGUCCAAUGUUUGCAGACGACUUAGAAUGCCAGAAACUUCUCAUGGAGGCUAUGAAGUACCAUCUCCUACCAGAAAGACGGUCUAUGAUGCAGAGCCCUCGAACAAAGCCUAGGAAGUCUACAGUGGGUGCACUUUAUGCUGUAGGAGGCAUGGAUGCCACUAAAGGCACCACUACAAUUGAAAAGUAUGACCUUAGGACUAAUAGCUGGAUACAAAUUGGUACCAUGAACGGCAGACGAUUACAGUUUGGAGUGGCAGUAAUUGACAACAAACUCUACAUUGUGGGAGGAAGAGAUGGUCUGAAAACCUCCAACAUUGUUGAAUGUUUCAACCCUAUCACCAAAGUCUGGACUAUAAUGCCUCCUAUGUCAACGCACAGACACGGCCUAGGAGUAGCAAUGCUGGAAGGACCAAUGUAUGCUGUUGGUGGCCAUGAUGGCUGGAGUUACCUGAACACCGUAGAAAGAUGGGACCCUCAAGCCCGGCAAUGGAAUUAUGUUGCCAGCAUGUCCACCCCCCGAAGCACUGUAGGGGUUGCAGCAUUAAACAGCAAACUGUAUGCAGUUGGUGGACGAGAUGGGAGCUCCUGCUUAAAAUCAAUGGAAUGUUUUGAUCCACAUACAAACAAGUGGAGCCUAUGUGCUUCAAUGUCCAAGAGAAGAGGCGGUGUAGGUGUUGCAACAUACAAUGGGUUUUUAUAUGCUGUGGGAGGUCACGAUGCACCUGCUUCCAACCACUGCUCUCGACUUUCCGACUGUGUAGAAAGGUAUGACCCUAAAACAGACACUUGGACAACAGUGGCUCCGUUGAGCGUACCCCGGGAUGCUGUUGGAAUUUGCCCUCUGGGGGACAGACUUUAUGCUGUUGGUGGCUAUGAUGGCCACACAUACCUGGAUACUGUGGAGUCUUAUGAUGCUCAAAAUAACGAGUGGACAGAGGAAGUUCCUGUCAAUAUUGGAAGGGCUGGAGCGUGCGUUGUUGUUGUGAAGUUGCCAUGAUGUCCAUACAUACUGUGAAACCAAUCCGGGAGUGGGGUUUCAUGAAAACUGAGCUAGAGAAGAAACACUUCUAGAAGGCAGGACAGCCCAUAAACAUCGUAACAGUCCUUCAUCAUAGACAAUAAUUAUCUUGGGGCCAUAACGAUGUUAGAGCACAAGACUGGAGUCUUCCUGCACUGCAAAAUCCAGAUAAUUUUGAAAAAGUGAAUUAUUUUUUAAUGCCUAAUGCAUAAAAAUCAGAUGAUAUGUUUAAGUGGUUCAGGUUUGUUACAGAAAUUUAUCUGUUAUUUAUAAAAUGCAGUAGUAAGGUGAUGAAUGGAUGUAUAAGAGUUCAUAAACCUUUUUCUUUUUUAUGUUAGUGGUAAUGCUAAUGUUUAUAAAAAGAGAUUUUGUAUUUUAAGUAAACAAAAAUGAAUAAAAGAGAAAUACCUUCAAAACAAAACUGUACAGAAGGAAAUAGUGGACCUCAAAUGUAUUUGGCAACAGAAUAUUCUCUGUAGAAGAAACUUCAUUUCUAGAUUCAGAAGUUAGAUCAUUAAAUUAACUUCAAAAUAAUCAUGUAAUAAAUCAAAGAGAAGCACAGAAUGUCUUUGCUAUUCUACAGUAAGGAGAAAAAAUAUCCAUUUUUAGCAGUAUUUUCAACUGGAUUGUACAAGAACUAGCAGGGCUAAAAUAUCUUUGUUUUCUUAUGUACGUGCCAACUGGAAAAUCUCAUUUGCCAAAACAAUACUAAUAUAAUUUCCAAUCACUUUCACAGUGCAUCUGUAUGUGAUAUUUUAAUUCCAACCAGUGUGUCAGGUUAUUGGUGGAUUUGUCUUUGCCCACUAACCAUCUGUUAGCAUUAUGUUAAACUUACUUGGCUAUUCAUGGAAUAAUCACCGUGCACUAAAUUAAAAUAUAUAUAUAAUCAUAUAAUUGCAUUCACUGAAUAUAACUUACAAAAUGAAAUUUUUAUAUCAUAUUGAUAUGAUGAUUCUUGAUCUCAGCUGAAGAUUACCAGCUUUGUCAUGUACAGUAGAAAAUCACAUGCACUGUGCAACGGUCUAUACCACUAAUACAAGCAUGUUCAUGUUUUGAGAUGAUUAAUGAAUAUUUACAUGCAUGAGGUUUUCUUUUUGUGUGCCAAUUUUUAAUGAAGUUUUCAUUUUCUUUCAGUAGUUUCAUUUUUGAUAAUUUCAAAUGCUGUAAGUGUAUUUUAAAGGAAGAAUGUAUGUAAGAUAUUCUACAUUGUAAAGCACACUAUUUGGGCAGUAUCUACUUCAGUGUUAUAUUGUUGUUUUGUCAGUAUUAGAAAAUUCAGAACAGACAUGAAAUCUCCCUGAAGACACAACUAUGUGACUAACUUUCCUGACAGAAUGUCUUUUCAGAAAUCAGCAAUAUGGUAUUUUAACAAAUAUAUAGUAUUUAUCAUAUUGAACCCUUCUAAAAAGGAAAUCUCAUAAGCAUAUUUAUAAAAAGACAGAAACAUUUUUAACUUUAAAUAUUAAUUAAAAUUAUGUUUAUAUGAAGCAUGCUACAAAAAAAAAUAAACUUAACUUUCUCUGCUAAGAAAAUUUAA
Molecule: messenger RNA, 6710 nt
Organism: Lagopus muta (rock ptarmigan)
Lineage: Eukaryota; Metazoa; Chordata; Aves; Galliformes; Phasianidae
Gene: KLHL4
Product: kelch like family member 4
Exons: 11
Coding region: 2990-5152 (720 amino acids)
Molecular function (GO): protein binding
Source: RefSeq, a predicted model, not a curated record